AUGCCUUCUGGGUUUGGACUUCACGGACUCAAUCAACUCGAGGGAAAAGACGACAUCGAAGACCCCGUGGAUCUGCUCUCCCUAGCUGACUUCUCCAAGGUUAAGACUGAGGGCAUCAAAACACGUCACCACCACUUGGCCUAUGAAGGUGGAAGUAAUGCUUCGCCCACGCAAGAGGAGACACAGAAUUUCCCAUAUCACCCAUCUGCUACCGUGCCAUCCAAGGGUGCGAUUAAGAUUGGUACGCCGAUGAACAGCAGUCUAAAAUUCAGAAAACAAAUUCCGGGAGGACUACGGCCAGUAAACAAGCUUUACGGGAAUAACAACGGAAGUGGAUCGCGCAAGAGGAUGAAUCCUAAACCAUCUAUUGAAUUUCCCAAUGAUCAACACCACCCUAGGAAGCAACAAAAAAUGAUUUCAGCUGUAGAUCAAGCAUCCGAAGACAGUGAUGAAAUCAUGGAGGUAUCUCCCAUUGACGGAAAGAAAAAGGGCAUGCAACAGGAGGAACUGCGGGGUUUGCCACGGUCAAGAAACAUCUCAAAAUAUUGUCCAGAUGAUCAUGAUUUAUCAGAAGAAAUGGAGGUAGAUCCUAAGAAACCAGAAUUUGGAAAAAAAGGAUUGAUAGAACCAGAGCGCUUGCACAAUGAAAAGGAACUUAAAGGAGAUCAAGGAUUUGUAAACAGCAUUUUCCAGCUUCCAGAUGUGCUUAAAAAGGGGACAACUUCGUCGUCUAGAGGGCGCUGGAGCUCGCGAGGCGGGGAGAGCUCGCGAGGUGGGGAUAACAAAACCCCCUCCCACAUGAGAUGGACGGGGGCAACCUCCAAGAAAUCCGCCAAGCCUCCUCGAGAACAGUACAUAGGCCAGUGUAAAAACUUUCGCCUCCUUUGCCUUCAAGCAGGCUUAGAAUCCUAUUCCAAAGAGGAUUCACCCGAUUUAUCCAUCCAGAUCCGGAUAUUGCCUUACGCAGAGAUAGAAUGUUUCCGGGGAAAGAAAAUGGUCCGAAAAAUCGAUCUAACUGAUCAUGAUGCAAUAAAAAAAUUAUAUGUCAACACGCCCAUUCGAAAAUUUGCAAUUCAAAUUGCGCAGAGAGUAACGAGUGAAGCAGAUCGGACAGUGAUUUUUGUCUUAGAAGACAUAGAGGAUAUUGAAGAUUGCAAAUCCGCCUUUAGGAGUGUUAGAGUCAUGCCUUUGGAGGCAGAGGGAAAAACACUCGACAAUAUGUCUAAUAAGCUCAAGGAUUGGGAAGACCGCCGCCAGGCGAAUGCUUCUGAACCACAGGAGACUGAAUUGAAAUUCCGAGCGCCCUCUACGGAGGAAUCCGAAUCUUCUCCGAUAGAAACGCAGUCACUGAAACCAAAGUUGGAACUGCCCAAGCCACCAUGGGAAACUCCACUUGUAUACCCCCCUAACGGCCCUAGAAAAGAGGUCAUUGAUUACGAUGAUUUAAAGAGACUUAACAGUAAUUCAUAUUUGAAUGACAAUAUUAUCAAUUUCUAUUUAAAGUAUAUAGAGGUUCAACUUGGCCACAAGAAUCCUGAAGUAGCAAAGGAAACGUAUUUCCUAAACACGUUUUUUUACGAACGAUUGACCAAAAGAGAUGACAAGAAGAAACGGGACAUUGAUUCAGUUCUCAAAUGGACUGCAAAAGUAGACAUAUUCAAAACCAGUUAUAUUAUCAUCCCAAUAAACGAAUCGACGCACUGGUAUUUAGCCAUUAUUUGCAACCUUUGCAACAUUGGACGAAAAAUAAGCGACAAGGCUUCAGACUCACCUCGUGGAGGUGAUUCAAUCGACUUAGAAUCUAGUGAAACAUUAAUCGAAUCUAAAAGUGAUGGCCCAGAUGUAUUUCCAACAAACACUUUGGAUACUAGUGGUGUUGCAGAAUCACUCGUGUCAAUAGCACGUGAUGAUGAUGAUGAUGAUGAUGAUGAUCUAGAGAUCGUGGCAACACAGGAUAAUCUCGAACAUAUGGCCCUCGAUGUGGAGUCACCCAUGGAGAACGAAGGAACGGCCAAUACUAAUGACACAGAAAUCAUCGACGUAGAUUCUUCAAUCCAGAGAUCCAAAUUCAAAGGCAGGAGCAAGCUGAGGGCUAAGACCAAGUCACCGCCGAAGAAAAUAAAAAGCGCCAUACCGCCUGAUACGCCAUCUAUAGUCAUACUCGAUUCUAUGGGAUUUGGCCCAAGAGCACAUAACGGAACGAUCAGAAAUCUUCGAGAGUGGUUAGUGGCUGAAGCACAGAUAAAGCGAAACUUAAGGAUUGAUACCAGUGACAUUCAUGCUACCUUUGGCAAGGUGCCCAAUCAGACCAACUGGUACGACUGUGGGUUAUUUCUACUACACUACGUCGAGUUAUUUUUCGAGCAACCAAUUAAAUUCACCACCUUAUUUCUCGCAAAAGCGGAUCGCGUGUCUGAUCCAGCGUUUUGGCGCAAGGAAGAAAUUAAGCGGAUGCGUGAGAAGCUUUUCCAUCUUUUCGUUCAAUUACAUAACGAACAAGAGGCAGUGUUGUCGAAACAGAAUGUCUCUCGCCAAGAGUUGAAUGAAAAUGGGAGUUCAAACCAAACUAUGGCGGAGGGAAGCAAACCUUCUCCAGAUCUGAUGAAGGGUGUGGAGGACUCGGUACAGGAUAAAGACAUGCAAGACACGCAUACAGGCUCCGAAUCCAUAACUGCGGGCCAAGAAUCUGGGUUCGAAAGGUUCAAAGGUGAGCUAGGGGAUCUUUUUGUAUCCGAAAGGAAUCGGGGUGAGCGCAACAUUAUGGUACGGGUUGCCGAUAAGGUUGUAUUUCAGCCAAAAAAUCUGGAGGAGACACCCAACAGCACCCCACAAUCUAAUAGGAGAAUAACCCUACCAUUUCGAAACGGUCACGACGGUGAAGGUGUGGCCACAUAG
This is a messenger RNA of Morchella importuna, 2895 nucleotides long. RefSeq lists its product as uncharacterized. Gene Ontology annotation, biological process: protein desumoylation. The record is from RefSeq and is a predicted model, not a curated record. Bases 1 to 2895 code for a protein of 964 amino acids. The transcript is spliced from 14 exons. Lineage: Eukaryota; Fungi; Ascomycota; Pezizomycetes; Pezizales; Morchellaceae. Gene Ontology annotation, molecular function: SUMO-specific endopeptidase activity. Gene Ontology annotation, cellular component: nucleus; cytoplasm.